GUUCAUCUUCUUCCCCCAGAUCUUUGUUCGUUGGGGGAUUCUGGGUUCGAUUCAUGAACCCAGCAAACGCCAUUGGGUUCGUCGAUCAAACCUAGCGGCGUCUGCUAGGUUCGUCGAUCGAACCCAAGAACGCUUACUGGGUUCAUCAAUCGAACCCAGGAGCACCUGCUAGGUCCCGCUGGGUUUAUCGAUUGAACCCGGGGAUGCUUGCUGGGUUCGUCGAUUGAACCAAGGAGCACCUGCUGGGUCUGCUAGGUUCGAUCGUCGAACCCAAGAAAGCUAGCUGGGUUCGUCGAUCUAACCCGGGAGCACCUACUGGGUCUUGCUAGGUUUGUCAAUCGAACCCAACGGUGUUGGGUUCGUCUAUUGGGUUCAUCGAUCGAACCCAGGAAUGCUUGCUGGGUUCGUCGAUCGAACCUAAGAGCACCUGCUAGGUUCAGCUACUAGGUUCAUCGAUCGAACCUAACAGACACUGUUGGGUUCGAUUGAAGAACCCUUGAUGGGUUUGAUUGAAGAAUGCUGGGUUUGAUUAAUGUAGGGGCAUGUCUAUUUUGGGGAGAUCCUGGGUUUAUGUUAGAUAUUUGUGUUAUCGUUGGAUUUGAUGUUAGAAAGUGUCUGGAUUUGCAGAAGGUGAAAGCAAAUGAAGAGGAAGAAGAAGUGGUUGCUGGGUUCGAUUUCAAACCUAGCACACCUGUUGCUUUCAAUCAACCUAGUGACUACCAGGAUUUGAAAAAACCCAAUUGUGCUGGGUUCCUUUGAACCCAGCUUUCAAACCCAACAAAAGAAAUUGGAAGGGUCUAU
Rubroshorea leprosula is the source of this 801-nucleotide messenger RNA. The record is from the annotation of a GenBank genome assembly. NCBI's taxonomy places the organism in Eukaryota, Viridiplantae, Streptophyta, Magnoliopsida, Malvales, Dipterocarpaceae.